AGAUUUACAAAAUUAUUUCUUACAAUAUCAUUAUCAACAGCAACAAGUGAACAGAUUACCAUUAUCAUCAAAAAAUGGCCAUGACCAGAAUUAUCACCAAUUACAAUCGACAAAUUUACCAUUUGUCGAUAAUGUUGGAACAGUCAUAUUCAGAUGUGAUGAUGAAAUCACCGAUGUUACUAUGGCUGAUGAUUGUUAUUAUGAUAAUAAUUCCCCAUGCGAUCCAGGAGAUAAAAGUUUUCUAGCAUUAGAUGGCCAGCUCAAUGAUCCGAAUUCUAAUCAUGGCAAUGAACAAGAAUAUUGGCGUAAUACACUUGAUUGUGAUUAUCGACAAUUGUCAAAUGAAGUGGCUCAAUCAGCCAUUGUAUCUGCAAGUAAUUUAUCCGAUACAGAUUGUAAUAAUAGAUUUAUAAGUGAAAAGCCACCUAUUCAUGAUGAAGAUCGAAUUGAAAAUGCAAUCGAUAAACUAAUUCAAUCAUCAAAGAACAAUGUUAUCAUUGCUGACAAACCCCCGAAACAUUUAAGUCGAAAAAAGAGGAAAAAACUAUACAGAAAAUCCAAAGGAAUAGAUUUGACCAAUAAAAGUAAAUCGAACGCAAUAAACAAUGAGCAACAAUUGGCAAAUAUUGAUUUGGAUUCGGUUGUGAUUGAUGAGGAUGAUGACUCAAUAAAUAUCGAUGGUAUUGAGCUAGCUGAUAUCGAUAAAUUGGAAUUUGAUGAACUAAUAACAUAUUACAAUAAAUUAAAAGAAGAGUUUACAUUAUUAAAUUUUUCAGAGCAAUCAGAAGUGUUGGAUAAAGAUGAUGGAACAACAGUAGCUGCAACGGAAAUACCAAUUUUAGAUUUUGAUGAGAUUAGCUCAACCGAUAUUGAUGAUAAUGACGAUGAUGAUGGAUCAGAUUCAAUGGCAGCACCAUCAAUGCAAUCGGUGGAUUCAAAUUCUAAUAUCUGUCUCGAUGAUGUGGUUGUUGAACAGCCACAACAACCAUUAUUGGACAAUGAUGAUGAUAAUGUCAAUAAAACAAUCGAUGAGGUUAUUCCGAAUGCGACUGAAGAUGAAAGCCAUCAACCACAACUGGAAGAAAAUUCAAACAACGACAAUUCAACCAAUUGGUUAUUGAAUGAACAGAUUUUACGUGAAAAAUUAAUCCGUUCGAUGAUGGAAAAGAAAAAACAAAUGACAAAUGAAAAUUCAUCUACAGAAUCACCACCACAAACGCAGCAACAACAACAACAGCGUGGUAGUCCAUUAUCUGUAAUCAAUUGUAAUGGAAAUUCAACUUCGACUAUAGUAUCAAAUAAUUUGGUCAUCACAGAAUCAUCGAAACCAAAAAUAGAUUUAUCUCAUUAUCGAUUGGUAAUUCAUCUUUCAUCAGAUGAUGAAUCUGAAAUAGAACUUGUUGAAGUGAAUAAAUGUUCAAAUACUGUGGUUAUGGCAUCGACAUCAUCAUCAUCAUCAACAAAAACGAUAACAUCAGCAACAAAUGCGAAUACAUCUGUAAUAAAAAAAUUAAGUAAAAGUCAACAACAAGAAUAUGAAAAAUUACGUAAAGAAAUUGAACGUCGUGAGGCAUCCGCUGUUGCUCAAGAAAAAAUGUCAAUACAAUCGAAAAAAAUGGAUUCACUUCGAAAAUCAUUGAAUGCACAUGAAUCUCGUUAUCGACAAACAAUUGUAAAUGUGGAACGUAAAAAAGGAUCAAUCAAUGGAUUGAAUAGAAAAUUUGUUACAUUGAAAAAGAAAUUGACAAAAUCCAAGAAUCGAUUACUCAAGUUAAAACAUUCAUAUACUUUGGCACAGAAAAGUCAUAAAUUAUUGGCCAUACAAUUACAAUUGUCAAUGAAAGAAAUGAAUGUUCUGAAACAAUCAAUGUCCAAUGAUUCGACUGAAUUACAAAAACAUCAUACGGCUUGUAUGCGAAUCGGUCGCCAAUUACAUGGACCACAAUAUCAGUUAGCAAUACAGCCAUCAAAGUCUCAAAAACAGCUAGUUUUUUCAGAAUCUCAGCAAAUAAAUGGCAAGAAAAAAUUACAGAAAAAACAGGCAGAGAAGAAGAAACAAAAGGAAAAUCGGUUACAAUCGUUACGUUAUUUCCGAAACCGGAUUCAAUCGUCUAUGAGAAAUUUUGCAAAUGCGAAUACAGUAUUCAUUCUGUUACAACAUUGUGUUCAUUUUAAUUUUCGUCUUAUUCAUUCUUCACGUUUUUUUCAAUCAAAAUGUUCGAUACCUUUCAGUGAUUUUACCGAGAAUAGUUCACAACGAUUGGAUUCAAAUCAACUAGAUCGUUAUUGUACCGGUUUGGAUUUCCAUAAUUACCAAAGUGUUCUUUGUCAUUUUAAUUCAUAUCGUUUUGCCGAUAUGGACGACGAUUCAAUGUCCGAUAGAUCGACAAUGGAUUUCUGGUCAAAUGGUCUAUCACCAAUGGCUAGAAUUUGUCAUUUUGAUUUAAUGGGUGCCUGUAAUGAUCAAACAUGCUGUCAUCAACAUCAAAAAGAUUAUCUUUAUGGUCCACGAGAGAAAUUACUCGAUAUCUUGGCAUAUUCUGAAGAAUUUUCUGCCGAAAUUCCGUUAGAUGAACUGAAAAAAAAUCCACGAUUAUUAGCUGAAAAAUUGGAUGAAUUUCUCCGCCGUAAACAGCUAACGCUGGAUGACAAAUUAUCGCUAAAUGAAAUUGCCAAAAAAUUUGCUCAAUCUAUAUUUUUGAAUGAUCAAUCAAAAAUAUCCCUCUCAAGUCUAUUGAUACGAUUGUUUCCCAAAGAAAUGAUACAGAUUUCAAUGGCUGCUGAUCGUAAUAAUUCAUUUCAAACGAAAGUUCCAUUCGAUGAUUAUCGUUAUCGUUUUGAUCAUCGAUCAUUAGAUGAUCUAUUUGAUUUAAAAUUAGAUAGAUUAGUAAAUGAUUAUAAACAGAUUGAUCCCGAUUUAUUUAUACAGUAUCGUUAUUUUGCACCGGAAGGUGUGCCAAUCACUGCCCAGCUUGAAUCAUCCUUGGCUAUAGAUCCACAUAAUGUACAGAUGUGGAUUAAUCUUGCCUAUUAUCAUCUGAGUAAAAUUAGUGCAGCAAAUGAAGAUCGUCUUUAUUGUAUGGAUUCAGCAUUAAAUGUCCUUACAAGAGCAUUGGAAUCGAAUCGUAACUGUGGAGAAUUGUAUGAACAUUACCUGUUGAUAUGGGUGAAUCGAUUGGAUUUAUUACACGAUGAUCCAAAACAAUUGAAGGAACAAAACAAAAAAAUUUGUCAUCAAAUUUUGAAGAAUUGUUCCACUUAUCCAUUAUGGAUUCGAUAUCUACAUCUUUGCACAACAGUUGUAGAGAAAUUAUCAAUAUCGUUGGAAAUAUUGAUUCGAUUCAUGCAACCAAAUGGUAUUGAAUAUAAGAAUGAUAAUGAACGUUCGUUACGAAUCGUUGAAAUGGUAUUUUAUCGUAUUAAUUUAAUGCUUCAUUUGAAUCGUCAUCAAGAUGCAGUGAAAUUUUUCAACGAUAUUUUCAAUCCUACCUCAUCAUCAAUGGCUAUUUCUACCGAUUCGAAUACAACGACAAAAACAUUGGAUUUUGGCCUACUUAGUUCGCUGGUAAUCGCCGCACAUCGUUCAUUUGCAUGGCAUUGUUAUAUUCAUCUUGUCCUUUAUUCAUGUCUACCAUAUCAUUGUUUUGAUUUAUCCGGUAAUCGUGGACAAUUCUUACCCUUAUUGAAUACUGAACCAUUUAUAUUUGAAUGGAAUGAUAAUGAUGGUAUUAAUCGAUCAGAACUUUUAAUGAUUAAGAAAAUUUUUAAACGUGCUCUUCGUAAUUGUUGUCUUAAUGGUUCGAACGACAAUGAUUGUACAUCCAGAUGUUCAUGUCCGAAUCCAAUAGAUACUUGUUUUGCUUUACGUUUAAAUCUAACAAAUUUGAACAAAAUGCUCAUCAAAACUAUCGACGAUGAUGAUGGUGAUGGUGGUGAUAUCGAUCAAGAGGAAGAUGGUCUUGAUAAUUAUCUUGCAUUUAUUUUCAUCGAUCAAAAUCGAAAUAGUCGUUUGCUCAAUGAUCUACAUAUUCUCCAUUUAUUCGAAAUUGAUCUGGAAACCAAUUUUGCCACCGAUAAUAAUGAUAAUGAUAAUAAUAGCAAAAUGUUGACAUCUUCUGGAAUGGUAAAUUUGAUUGAAAAUUUUCAUCGUAAAUCAUCAUUGAAAUCAAAUCAUGAUUCUGUAAAUGCUGAAUUAUCUAUCAUUCAAACAAAAUUAAAAUUCAAUUAUUGGUUGGCAUUUUAUCAUCAACGACUUGGAAAUGUAAAGAAAUGUCGUGAAAUUCUUCGACAAAAUCUUUCAUAUUUUUAUGAAGAUUUUCAUAACGUGCAAAACAAUAAUGAUAAUGAUGAUUAUUAUAUCCGGCUAUAUGAAAAAAUUCUAUUCCAUAAAGAUGUUCUUAUGAUAAUGAUUGGUGGACAACAACAACAACAAUCGAUGAAUUUAGAUUUAAUUGAUCUACGUUUUCGAUUUCCAAAGUCAUCGCAACAGCAUAAUUCGCUUUACCUUUAUCUAUCAUACAUGCUUUAUAAUCACAUAACCACCUCGGAUGAUGGUGAUGGAGAAGCACAUUUUCUUCGAUUAGAUACUAUUUACACAACUGUGAUCAAUUCCUCGUGGAAUGAUAAUGACAAGGAUGGCAAUUUUGUCAAACUUUUAUCGUUCAACCAUUUUCUUAUGCUUUUGGAUUAUCCAUCAUCAACAACAUUUUGUGAUUCAUAUUUCAAAAUUAUCUAUGAAAAUCUUCGCCAUAUUUGCCUUACAUUCGGUGAUUGUGAUCCAACUUUCAUCUAUCAUCUGGUUAUGACUGUUGGUGAUUUUAUUCAACCAUCUGAUCGUCUCUAUUUUCUCAUUGAAUUAUGUCGACUUAAUCCAACGAAUAUGAUGUUAGUGCUUAAAGUUUGUAAUGAAGCUUUACAACAAAAGAAAAAAGAAACACUUUGGAAAUUGAUUGCCUACAUAGUUUAUGAACGAAAAAUUCGUCUACAUUGUUUGGAAUUUUGGAAAAUUGCCAUUUCAUUAUCGGUCGAACGUGGUGAUCAUCUCAAUGCACAUAAACUAUUUCAAUUGGCCAUCACGUUAAUGCCGUACAAUACAAUCUUAUGGGAUAUGCUAAAAAAUUAUGAAAAAAGCAUCGAUCACCAGGAACAUUUGGCGCAGAUACUAUCCUAUUAUCAUGAUUCAUUAGGCAUGGACAAUUUUGACGAUGGUAAUAACAAUGUUAAGAAAUCUAAUCAAUCCCAACAACAACAACAACAACAACAAUGAUGAUGACCAGAUGAGAAAUGAUUGAGAAAAAAUGGAUUAUCAUUUUUUUUGUGUAGGUGUGUCAUCAAAGGUAGGUUAGUAAGAUAGUUUGUGGAUUGGGAUGAAACAUUGAA
Dermatophagoides farinae (American house dust mite) is the source of this 5379-nucleotide messenger RNA. RefSeq lists its product as uncharacterized. Gene Ontology annotation, molecular function: protein binding. The record is from RefSeq and is a predicted model, not a curated record. Gene Ontology annotation, cellular component: exosome (RNase complex); nucleus. NCBI's taxonomy places the organism in Eukaryota, Metazoa, Arthropoda, Arachnida, Sarcoptiformes, Pyroglyphidae.